Molecule: messenger RNA, 354 nt
Organism: Salvia splendens (bonfire salvia)
Lineage: Eukaryota; Viridiplantae; Streptophyta; Magnoliopsida; Lamiales; Lamiaceae
Product: VQ motif-containing protein 31-like
Exons: 1
Coding region: 1-354 (117 amino acids)
Source: RefSeq, a predicted model, not a curated record
AUGGAGAAGCAAAGAGAGGCUGGUUUCAUACAAGCGGACGCCGCCACCUUCAAAGAGCUGGUCCAGAGGCUUACCGGGGCGGCUUCGGGUGGCGGAGCCCACAAGCUCCGGCCGAAGGCGGCUGUGCAAUUCAAGCUUCAAGACAGGAGAAAACAGUCGUUGGGCGAUCUCGAGAUCAUCAAAGCUGGCACGAGAUCGGCCGGGAACUCGCCGGCGGUGAAGGGGCCCGUGACUCCGUUCGGGGCGGAAGCCGAGCGAAUUAGGACUGAGUCGCCGUUGUCCGAGGAGGAGAGGGACGUGCCGAUGAAGGCGGCGGCGCCUGUUUUGCUGACUUUGUUCCCGUUGACUCCUUAA